AGAGCCGAGCACUGAAGUUCAGCUAAACCUCAUCUUCCUGAAAGCAAUGACUGCGUGCAUCUUCAUACGAAGAGGGAAGAUUGAGAGAGAAUUGGCAGAUGAUGAGAUUGAAGAGCUGCGUGAAGCGUUCGAAGAGUUUGAUAAGGAUAAAGAUGGACUGAUCAGCUGUAAAGAUCUAGGCAACCUGAUGAGAACUAUGGGUUACAUGCCUACGGAGAUGGAGCUGAUUGAACUGGGCCAGAAUAUCAAUAUGAACCUGGGAGGACAGGUGGAUUUUGAAGACUUCGUGGAACUGAUGGCACCAAAACUCCUGGCUGAAACAGCUGGAAUGAUCGGCAUGAAAGAGCUGCGGGAUGCCUUCAAACAGUUUGACAUGGACGGCGAUGGAGAGAUCACGACAGAAGAGCUGAAGUUAGCUAUGAAUAAGCUGUUGGGAGAAAACAUGACUCACAAAGAGAUUGACGCCGUGGUCAGAGAGGUCGAUGACAACGGUGAUGGAACUGUAGACUUUGAAGAGUUUGUGAAAAUGAUGUCAAGCUGCUGAGAGAGGUGCAGAAGUGGGAAGUGAUGAUGUACAAUUACUUUGUUAUUGUACUUAAAUUGGGUUUUAAUGGUCUGUACUUUACUUUCUUUCACCUAAUAGUUUUCGACUUUCUCCUCACUACAUUUUCACAAACUACAUCACUACAUUUCUCGAUAAUCAUAGACAGGAUUUGUAUAAUCAUGUAUAAGGAGUUGAUAUAAUUAAACUUUAACAGACUUAACAGUAAGAAUUAGACCUGAUACCCAUCCCUGUAAUCUAUCUGUUACUAUGUACAUGUUGUAUUUAUCAGGGCAGAUUAUAUUAUGAAGGCCAGCUAUUAUCAUUCAGCUAGCUUUUAUUGUAAGACUUAUGAUCAUGCUAGCAAACAUUUGAGAGAUUAGGAUUAAGGCUUUUUUUUCCUACAUUCCUUGAUUACUUGGUGAAAGAAGCACUAAUUUACCAUAAGUAACUAAAAUCAGUGUGUGGUUUGAGCUAGACAUUUUUUUUUUCUAAAUCUUUCUUGUACUUUCAUACUUUCAUUAAAUUUAAGGGUUUAUACUUUUCUACUUUAUCUUGAAUGAAGAAUUGGAAGCAUCAACGUUUAUCAGAUUAUUUAUUUAUAUGAGUAAUUGCACUUUUAUUUGAGUAAAGAAUGAUCUGUGGAUAGGUGUAAGCUAAUACUGAUGGAAACACACAUUGAAAAUAAAUAUGCAUAAAUUAAUUAAUAUGUUCAUAGUAUAUACACUGUAGGAAAAAAACAACAUAUAGCUGUGCUUGCUGACAGUCUGAUCAUGUCCUGCACUGACAUUCAUAGUCACCUGCAUAAAAUUUGGUUUUCUUCUGGUUUUCCUUACAUAUCGCACUAAUUUACGAGGAUCAGGGUCACUGAAUGUACGCUCUCAACCAAAAUUUCCAAUCCUAUUUCCUGCUGCCUUUCCCAUGGAGCUAAAUCCAGAUUACUUUAAUCACAGUUCCUUGUCAUAAACUGCAGAUGGGAGGACACAUGUACAGGUCAAACAAAUCUGAAGCAGCAAGCAAUAGUGAAAACAGGAACGGGAAAAUAGUCAAGCAAUGAGCAAGCUGGCAUAACCUGGACUGAAAGGUUUAACAUAGCAGAAAGGUUUCCGAAUCGAGACUUCGCAAGUAAGCAGGUGACUGUCACAGGGACGGGGAAUGGGUAUAGGCUGAGGUGUGUGGUUUGUUGGCUGACAGGGAUUCAUGGAAAAUGUAGUUUACCUGGCUGUGUCACAGAAGAAAGCAUUGCCAUGAUAUUCCUAUUGAGCAGAUUUUGUGUGUGACAAUCCUGCCAUCCAUGCCCCGAUAAUGAACCCAAAGUCACCUACACUUUUCCUCUUGCCAUCUUGCCAAAAUCUUUCCCUGCACCUGUCUGGAAUCAUCUUGGUCUUUAUAUUCAUAUUUUCCAUUUUUUCCUUUAAUUCGUCACUGAUCUGUAUAUGCAUAGCUACACAUAUGACUACAUAUGCAAUUUUAACUAUGCAAAAGUCUUAAAAAUGGUUUUUUUUUUUUUUUUUUAAUAGAUCACAUUAUGCAAUGAUAAAAUUAGUGUUUACGAGGCUCAAAAAGUUAUACAUUACACUGUAUG
This is a messenger RNA of Pangasianodon hypophthalmus (striped catfish), 2126 nucleotides long. RefSeq names its product calcium binding protein 5a (gene cabp5a). Bases 47 to 544 code for a protein of 165 amino acids. The record is from RefSeq and is a predicted model, not a curated record. Gene Ontology annotation, molecular function: calcium ion binding. The transcript has 6 exons. NCBI's taxonomy places the organism in Eukaryota, Metazoa, Chordata, Actinopteri, Siluriformes, Pangasiidae.